Spinacia oleracea (spinach) is the source of this 2686-nucleotide messenger RNA. Its product is annotated as mitotic spindle checkpoint protein MAD1. Gene Ontology annotation, biological process: attachment of mitotic spindle microtubules to kinetochore; mitotic spindle assembly checkpoint signaling. Lineage: Eukaryota; Viridiplantae; Streptophyta; Magnoliopsida; Caryophyllales; Amaranthaceae. The coding region runs from base 80 to 2242 and encodes 720 amino acids. The transcript has 16 exons. The record is from RefSeq and is a predicted model, not a curated record. Gene Ontology annotation, cellular component: nuclear envelope; mitotic spindle; kinetochore.
CUCACCCAAUUUUACAAUUUGCAAAACCCAGAGAAUUAACCCUAACAAAUUAAGGAGAAGUAACAGCAGAACGGAAGAAAUGAUGCUGAGAACGCCACCACCUAGGAAACGACGGGCCGAUUACCGGCCUCCAGACGACGGUUCUCCAGCCGGCCGCCUUGUCAUCUACGAGGAUCAUUCUACGCCGCUACCCGAAUCAUCUCCUAAUCCUUCCGAUCAUUUGCUUUGCACCUACCAAUGCCGUCAAAUGGUCAAAGCAGAGCUUUUGGAUAAUUAUGCUAGUAUGGAGAAAUCAGCUAUUGAAAAUCAGUCCGAAAUAGAAGAAUUGAAUGAGAACCUUCUAAAAGCAGAAGCCGAAGGGAAGAAAUACCGAGAUCAAUUUCUGUAUGCUGAGCAGGAGCUUGCUGCUGCUAGAGGACGUGAGCAGUCACUGCAGGAGAAGCUUUUGAAGGAGAUCAAGGAAUCUCAGGAGCGACUAAUGAAGCAAAUACAACAAUGCAAUGAGCUGGAGGCUAAGCUCAAAAGAGAAGAAAGCAUGCGCAAUAGUUCAGAAUCUUCAGCAGCUGCUGCUGAAGAGAAAGCUAACCAUCUAGAGCGGAAACUAAACCAGCUUUUAGACAUUCCAGAGAGAGAAAAGAAGAACCUGCAAGAUGAACUCAAGUAUUUGAAAGAAGAUUCAAAGCUUUCCAUCUCUAGGUUAAGGGCUGAUCUGGAAAGAGCGCAAUGCCAAUCUAGUAAUGCUGUAAAGGAGUCAGAGCAAUUAAAGGAGAAGCUGGAAGACAUUAGCAUACAGCUCCAUAAGUGUUGGCAAGAGAAGAAUGAAUUGGAAACAAAAAUAACAAGCUUCACAUUUCCGGAGGAGGGUUCUACUUCUUCUCAGAAUGAUGUCUUAGUGAAGCAUUUGCAGGAGGAGCUAAGGAAUUAUGAGUCUGAAGUUCUUGAGGCAAGGAAGCUGAAAGCAUCUCAUGAGAACAUCGAGCUGUUGAAGGAGAAGUUCAAUGAAGAAAAAAGGCGCAGGGAGAGGGUCGAGGCUGAGCUAGCUAAGUUACAAGAGAUUCAGCGAAGUAUGAAUGUACUCGAGGAUGAAUUGACCUCUUGGAAGAAAGUCAUUAAAGACAUUCCUGGAGUUGAAUCUUCUGAUGAUAUCACCCUGAAGUUUGUUGCUCUGCAGAAGGAAGUGAUUGGCAGCAUGGCAAAGCUAGGAGAGGCAAAUGCACGCUUGAAACAACUAGAGGUAGCUCUGGAGGGUGCUCAGCUUGAUAGGAAGAAUGUUGAAUCUGAAACAGCAUUAGCUAAGGAGAAGGAAGAAUCCUUCAAGUUAGAUAUCAAGGAACUCAAUUUGAAACUUUUGUCAGUUAAUGAAGAAAGAGAUCAAUUAAGAACUGCUUUUGAUGAAUUGAAGCAGCAGACAAAUAUAGAACCUGGUAAUGAAGUUGUCGGGAGAGCCUUAGUUCAGGGGCUUGAAUCAUGUCUUGCCCAGAAAGAUAACUAUAUCAAAGAGUUGGAGGUCAAUCUUAGUGAACAAAAGGCUGCCAAUGAUCGACAUCACAAUGAAAUUAGGAUGCUGAAUGAGAAGCUAAACGAUGAAGCUAGAAGAUUAAAGUCCUUGGAGAGAGAGGGGGAUCAACUUCGUUCCGAGAUUGCUCUGUUGGAGUCCAAAUUAGGGCAUGGUGAUUUUUCCGCUGCUAAUACAAAAGUUCUGCGAAUGGUGAAUGCUUUGGGGGUUGAAACUGAGGCUAGGCAAACUAUAGAUGCCUUACAAUGUGAACUUCAGAAGGCCAAUGAAAAACUUAAGGUUGUAGAAGAAUUAAAGAAACAAUCAGCUGAUGCGGGGCAGCUAGUGGACUCAUAUAUUUCUGGUAAAAUAGUGCAGUUGAAAGAGCAAAUAGCAACACUUGAAAAGCGUGAGGAAAGGUACAAGACUGUAUUUGCUGAGAAAAUCUCAGUGUUCAGGAGGGCAUGCUGUGAACUUUUUGGGUACAAGAUUGUAAUGGAUGAUCAACAACGUCCAAAUGGGAUUCCUAUAACCCGUUUCACACUUCAAUCUAUCUAUGCUCAAAGUGAUGACGAGAAGCUGGAAUUCGAAUAUGAGUCGGGUAACACAAACAUUUUGGUUAAUGACUACGCAAAGCAGCGUGACAUAUCACAACAGGUUGAGAUAUUUGUCCAAAAGCUCAACUCAAUUCCAGCCUUUACAGCCAACUUAACUGUAGAAUCAUUCAAUAGGCGUACUUUGUCCUGAUGUAAGCCAAUUCUCUAAAUUUUAUAUUUUACUCGUGAUAUGUGUAAAAAAAAUGAGUGAAUGCUCUGAAUUCAUCAUAGUAUUUGAAGCUCGUCUCACAUUCUUUCUUUGGCUUAUCCCUUUUAUUGCCAAAUCUUAAAAAGAAAGUUGCAUUUACGGGUUGAAAAGGCAAGACGUAUAACAUUGGAAUAAGGAACGUGAUACGCUUCGGAGCUAUGGUUGUGGAUUCUGUUCAGUGAAUGUAGUAUAUGGCAGAGUAUCACAAUAACAAUACUGUGCAAUUUUAUUAUGCUGUUGUAUUGCUCCUCCUGCUAAGGAAAUCUAAUAUGAAGAAGUCUGUGCAUGUAUAAUUGUACAGAACAUGUAUCUUGACUUACCAUUAUGUAGUAUUGUCCAUAUGUCGACCAUAUUCACAUGCAAUGUGAAAACCCCAAUUUUACUAGA